Molecule: messenger RNA, 1081 nt
Organism: Xylona heveae TC161
Lineage: Eukaryota; Fungi; Ascomycota; Xylonomycetes; Xylonales; Xylonaceae
Product: putative phosphoribosylglycinamide formyltransferase
Exons: 2
Coding region: 179-856 (225 amino acids)
Biological process (GO): 'de novo' IMP biosynthetic process
Cellular component (GO): cytoplasm
Molecular function (GO): phosphoribosylglycinamide formyltransferase activity
Source: RefSeq, a predicted model, not a curated record
UCGGAGAGACAGAACUCCCCGCUAUACAUCACAAAAUCCACCCCACUAAACUUUACCACCUCCGACAUCCUUCCGUUACCUCCAUGUGCUAAACCAACGAACCGACAUUCAAUUGCCUGUCAGCCGGCUAGAUCCUCCUUCAAAUCUACCUCCUUUACCAGCUGCAACUUCUCUCAUCAUGGCCGGUACUCCCCGUCUUACCGUCCUCAUCUCCGGCAACGGAACGAACCUUCAAGCUCUUAUCGACAAGGUUUCAGCCAAAGAACUUUCUCCGCCAACCACUACUAUUGUGCGUGUUAUUUCUAAUCGCAAAGACGCAUUUGGUCUCGAGCGUGCCCGCCAUGCGAACAUUCCCACCCUAUAUCACAACCUGGUGUCCUACAAGAAGAAACAACCUGCCACGCCCGAGGGCAUUCAGGUUGCUCGUGAAGAGUACGAUGCUGAGCUCGCGCGCCUUGUCCUGGCCGAUAAGCCGGACCUUGUAGUUUGCCUGGGUUUCUUGCAUGUGCUGUCGCCAAGAUUCUUGGAUCCCCUGGAGCGGGAGGGUUUGCGGAUAAUUAAUUUGCAUCCAGCAUUGCCUGGAGCUUUCUCUGGCGCUAAUGCUAUUGAGCGUGCACACGACGCUUGGAUGCAAGGCGAAAUCGAUAAGACCGGCGUCAUGAUUCACAAUGUCAUUUCCGAAGUCGACAUGGGCAAACCCAUCUUGGUUCGCGAAAUCCCAUUCAUCAAGGGCCAGGAUGAGGACGUGCAUAAGUUGGAGCAACGCAUUCAUGAAAUUGAAUGGGGAGCGGUAAUUGAGGGCACGCAGAUUGCGAUUAACAAUGUUCUAGCGCAGAAGGGAGAGACUCCGGCAUAGACUUAUUGGCUAUCAUGCAAUUGGGUUUUUCAAUCCCGGAACAGUGAAGCAAAGCUUUGACGGAAUCUAUGCAUCAAAGAUACUGGACCAGAAAUGUCAUUGAGAUUUGGAUGGCGGGCUGCGGAAAUAUCACGUAGCUCUUUCGAAGGACAAGAGGCAAGGGCAAGAUUAGGAUAUAUACCCAUGACUUGCGCGUUUUAAAGUUUUUUAACGGGAGUCUACCAG